Molecule: messenger RNA, 1116 nt
Organism: Rotaria sordida
Lineage: Eukaryota; Metazoa; Rotifera; Eurotatoria; Philodinida; Philodinidae
Source: the annotation of a GenBank genome assembly
AUGUCUGAUACAUACAAUGUACGUUCGAGACAUAUCAAGUCAAAUAUUUCAACAGGAUUAAUAUCAAAACCUGCUCAUAUUAUUCUUAGUACAGGCGACUUUCAAUCGAAUGAAAAAGAUAAUGAUAUACGUUGUAUGGUUCGAAAUAAACAUAAUUUUAUACAAAUUAUUUUUAUGAUCUUUACUGCUCUAUCUUAUCUUCUUCAUACAUUGAGAGCUUACAUACCAGUAACAAUGCAAACAAAUUCUCAUUUUUGGUCGAGUCUUAUAAUACGACCUAUUACACGUGUUUACACAUCAGAUUUACGACCAAAUAUAAUUAUUGAAAAUCUUUUAUUUCGUUUGAUAGAAAAUUGGCAGACAUUUUGGUUAAUUUAUGUAUUAUCAUUUAUUCUAAGACGUACUAAUUUUGGAUAUCUUUAUCGAAAUCCAGAUAUAUUUAAUUCAUGUCUUUGUUUUCUUUUUAUUAUUGCACUUUCUUUUCAAAUUGUUAGUCAAUUUUCUCUAUCAUCGGAAAUAUCUUGUGCAUGUUUAUAUCUUAGUUUAAUUCUUCUGAUUAUAACUUGUCGAAUUGUUGCAGUAAAAUUAUUUAAAUAUGAAAAUCUCUAUAGAUCAACUAGUUUAUCAAUUGAUUUAGCAAUAAUACGUUAUUUUAUUUUAAAUAGUCUUUUUCUUUAUACAACUUCAAUUGCAUAUACAACAAUAUGUGCUACUAUUGAAUAUAUUGGUAUUUAUCUUGAUUUAAAUUCUACAUUACCAAUAUCUAUUAGUGUUUGUACAACAAUUGGUUUAUUGAUUAUAUUAUUUCUUCUUCUUGUUUAUUUUCUUCUUGAUCAAUUUAUGUAUAAAAAUGAAUUUUGGUCAAUAUGGACACCUUAUCUAUUUAUUGCAGUUGCUUUUAUUGAUCUACCAUUACGUCAAUUAUCAUUAUUUGAACAAGAUAUUAUUGAAAAUAAUUUAAAUUAUUAUUUAUAUUGGGUAUUAUGUAGUAUGAAUAUAUUAUUAAUAUGUAUAAGAUUAUGUCGACAAAUAUUUCUUACAUGUUGUCCAACGACAAAGAAAAUACGUAUCAAUUCACAUACUGAACAAGUGACAUCAGGAACACAAAUUAAAUAA